Molecule: messenger RNA, 7105 nt
Organism: Sitodiplosis mosellana (orange wheat blossom midge)
Lineage: Eukaryota; Metazoa; Arthropoda; Insecta; Diptera; Cecidomyiidae
Exons: 11
Coding region: 605-7105 (2166 amino acids)
Molecular function (GO): protein binding
Source: RefSeq, a predicted model, not a curated record
GACAUUCACUUUGACACAUCGAAUUCACGCACACACUGAGAACCUAUACGUACAUCCAUUGAGCGUACUAGAGUUUUUUUAGAAUGAAGUCUGAUUCUGAUACACCAUAUUUUGGAUUUGCGAGGAUUUUCGCGGAAAAUAAAUGUGAUUCGUGGUCGAGAUACCGCAGUUGGAAGGAUAAACAAAAAAGAUGUGAAAAUAUAUUUGAAAAUGCUAAAAUUAUCGCAGAUCUACAACAAAAAGAGACUUUGAAGCUAAGUUUAUAAGGCUUUGGCUUUUGAAGAGCUUUUUUCCCUGAAAGCUUAUCAACAUGUUAAUUGCAAAUGUCACAAUGUGUGUUUUGUUGCGAAUAUUUUAUUCACUUCUCCUUUUCAUUCGUAUAAACAAACGAGUGUUUUUGCGGUGGCGCUCUGAAUGUGUGACCAAAUAAAUGUGGUUUCAGUAAUAAGUCCAACAAAUUCUCGACGGUGGCAAAGUGGCUGAUUUACCAGUGGAUCCACCACCAACCAAUGAUCCAGCUCCGACGAGCUGGUGGGUUCCAAAAUGUUGCGAUAAGAGUCUUUUGGUUGGCACAUUCAAACACGGCUGUGAGAACUACUAUUUGAUGCGAUGUGAUCCAUGCCUUUGCUUUGUCUCUCACAUUGGACCAGAAGAUACACUUGCGGCACCAGCACCAAUACCAAUCGAAGAGGAUGCUGCAUCAAAAACUGAAAAUGUGGAAGAAACUGAAGAAGAAUCAUCUGAGACAAAAGACAAAGACAAAGAAAAGGAGAAAGAAUCCGAAAAAGAGGGUGAGAAGGAGGCCGAGAAGGAGGCUGAGAAAGAGGGCGAUACCGAAAAAGAUGGUGAAAACCCAGCCGAAGAAACACCAAGCAAGGAACCAAGCGAAAGCACUGCAGAACCGAUGGAAACCGGUGAGAAUAAGCCAGCUGAGGCAACUGAUGCCGAACGACCAAAUUCAUCAGGUGCUGAUGAUGAGGUCGAAAGCAUAGCAGGUGCUCCAAGUGUGGCUGGUAGCGUAACUGGUGAAACUCCAGCCGAUAGCCUGAUUUGGCCAUCAAUGCAAGAUCUAAACACUCGGUUGCGACGCGUUAUCACUUCAUACCAGCGCAACUACAAAAAGGAGGAAUUGAAGCAACAACAAAAGGCCAAGCUACAAGCGCUUGUAACAUUGCCACAACAACAGCCAAUUCAAGGGCUACCGACGCAAACGAAGUUAGUGAAUACGUCGACGGCGCAAAUACCACCAAUUGUGCCGUCCGGACAACAACAACAAACGACACAACGGGUCGUCGUCGGUCAAUUACACCAACAACAAUCCCAAAUGCAACAAGAACCGACUGCAGCCGAAAUAAACUUAAUGCUGAAUAGUCUCGGCUUAGGUCUACCGCCCAACGAAACAUUGCAAUUGGGAAAUUGGGAUCUCAAGAAAUUGGCCAUGUACUUGAAAAUGGAAAAACGCGAGAAAAUCGAACAGGCGGUCAAAGAACGUGAACGCGUUCGCUUGGAAACUAUUCCAAAGAAAUGGAACAAACGUGAGGAGUAUGAAUUUUUGCGUGUACUCACCGGCUAUGGUGUCGAUUUGCAAAUUGGUGUGGCCAUUCCAACACCCGAUUGGUCACGUUUCCGAGCCAUUGCGAAAUUGGAUCGCAAAAGUGACGAAGCACUCAGUGACUACUACAAAGUGUUCAUUGCGAUGUGCAAGCGACAAGCAAAUGUUCGCCUGACCGAAGAGGAGAAAGGAUUGGAAGGCGUCAUUGAGGACAUUAGCGAAGAUCAUGCACGUUUGAUAUUGGAUCGCUUGGAAUUGUUGUCGAAACUCAAAGAAGUUGGUAAAACUGCGUUGAAUGACGAACGCUUGAAUUUGUGCCAGAACAAUCUGGACACACCCGACUGGUGGGAGUCUGGCAAACACGAUCGUGAAUUGGUUCGCGCUGUGAUGAAGCACGGUCUUUAUCAAUCACAACAGAAUAUCUUCAUUGAUCACGAGUUCAGUUUUGCGGCAUCCGAACGUGCCUACCUGGAAAUGCUGGAAAAACAAUGGAUUCUAGCACAACAGGCUGAGGCGGCCAAAUUAUUGGUGAAAUCGGAACCAAUCAAAGCUGUACCGUCGACACCACCGAAAGAGAGCAUCAAAGAAGAGCAUAAAGUGGUUGAAGUUGAAAGUGCCAAACCGGAGACAGUAAGCGAUGAGGCAAAACCAGAAACGCCCGAAGAAAGCGGUCCAAGUGAAGAGAAAGAAACGGAAAAAGAGCAAACAGAAGAGGCUAAACCAGAGACCGAAACAACUGAAACUGAAAAACCAACCACAGAAGCUGAGGAAGAAAAACCAGCCGCUGAAUCUGAGGUUCAAAAGGAGGAGCCAAGCACCGAAAAGACCGAUAUUGAAAUGACUGCCGUCGAUGAGAAACCAAGCGAAACCGAAGAAACACCAAAAUCUGAUGAGGCAAUCGCUGAAGUUAAAUCACCAGCAGCUGCUGCGGAAGAGCAAGACGGUGAAAAGAAGGAAGAAAGUGUUCAAAAUGUUGAAAAGGAAGAGGCUACCGAAGAAAAUUCGGCCAAAGAACCAAUUGCUGAGGUCGAAUCACCAAAGCCACAAGAGCAAUUGAAAAUAGACGAAGACAACAAAGAAGAAGCUGAUGAUAGCGAACCAAUGGACACUGCCGAAACAGAAACAGAAACACCACAGUCACCAGAAAAACCAGUUGAAAGUGAAUCUACUGAAAAAGAGGCUGAAGUUCAAACAGUCGAAGAGGAAAAAGAAAAAUCCGACACAGAAACGGCCGAUAUCGAAAUGGCCACCGAAGCCACUGAAGCUGAAAAUGUUGAAAAAGAAUCUCCAAAAGAUGAGCAAGAAACGGUCAAACCAGCAUCGCCGAAACCAGAAACUGAACUAGAGCCUGAAAAGACAGAAUCGGUUGAAAAAGCCGAAACUGUUGCUGAUAGCGAAAAAGAAGAGGCAACAACCGAAACUGCCGAACCAACGGUUGAGGAAAAAUCUGAUGAAGCCGAGCCAAAAUCACCAAAACCACAGGAGCCAAUGGAAACCGAGGAUUCGGUCAAAAUUGCAGACGAAAUCGCUGAGGUUGUUCCACCGAAAUCGCCAAAAGAAACAGAAAAAGAGCAACCAGCCACUGAAAAGGAGGAAUCAGUCGCUGUGGAAGAAAUUAAACAAGAGAAAGAAGCCGAAAGCGAACUAAUUGAAAAGGAAGAGCCAACAGCUGAAUCAAAGGUUGAAUCAAUUGAAGAUGUGAAGCCAGUCUUGAGCCCACUCAAAGUUGAAGAGAAGAAAGCGCAAGAUGAGAAUUGCGUGACUAUUCUUGAUGACGAUGACGAUGUAAUGAUCGUGGGCAAAGGCGAUCCCGACGAUGACGAAGUCAUGCACGAAAAAGAGAAAGCAUCCAUUGAAAAGCAAAACCAACAAUUGGCACAACUGUUGCAACAAACUCGAUUGAAGUUCGAGAAUCCAGUCAAGAUUCGCUGGUUCCACGAUUUUGCAUUGGAGAAACGUGUUUCGCACAUCGUCCAUUGCAUCGAGCAUUCGGAAUGGCCAGUAAAUAAAUCAUACUCAGCCUAUGCAGGUUGCCAAGGCAUCAAUUUGGAUGUUCCAUUGCAUGAAACUGUCAAACACAUGCCACCAACCAUUGACUUGGUCGGCCGAUCAACACCAGAUUUGUUAUCGAUUUCGGGAGAUUUAACUGCCACAAAGAAAAUGCAAUCGCCGGCAUCAGUAUUGCCGAUUCCAUCGCCGAAUACAAAAUACACCAACAUGCAAAUGCCGGUGUUGCCGACAAGUGGCAAGAAACGCAAGCGACACAUUGCAAUCGAUGUGGAAACGGAGCGUGCAAAAUUGCAUGCACUUUUGAAUAAUUCACAAGAUUCAAUGCCCGGUUCGGCACCACAAACACCGGUUCAAAGCAAACCAAUGAACUGGCCGACGGAUGAUGAAAUUCUUCCAAAGAGUGCGAAACGUUCGUUAUCCGCCAUGCAACCACCACCAGCACAUCAACAUCAAUCACAUUUGAGCCGAUCCGGUUCGAACCAACAACAGCAACAACAGCAACAGCAGCAACAACAACAACAACAAGCGGCCAAUUACAGUACAAAAUCGACAAUGUCGGCACGCAUUCCGGGCACAUCAAGCACAUUGACACCAAUCGAUCUUUCAGCCAGUUUGGACCUUUCGUCCGGUCGCAAACCAAUGAAAGAUCGAUUGUCAAUGAAGAGCGGCGUCAUGGAUUUCAGCGAAGUACAAGAUUUCUCCAUUUCAAAGAAAUCAAGCGGCGCAUCACCAUUCGGUGGCGGUGGUGGUGGUGGUAAAGGCAAACUCGACGACAUGUUGACCAAAUUGAUGAAGAAAAACAAUUACCCAACACCAAACGAAGAGCCUCCUCCGGCCAGUGGCAAAGAAAAGCGAAAGAGAAAACUCGACGAAAUUGUUUUCGGUUUAUCAGCAGCAAAAGAACAGAAAACAUUCAGUGAUCCAUUGCUUUCGUCACCAUCUUCGAAAAAGGCACAAAUUCCACCAUCAGUGUCCGUUACACCGGCCAGUGGUCCAUCCGCUUUGAGCAGCCAAUCAACAUCGUCACAGAAACCAUUCAGCGUUACUGUUACCAGUGUUCCAGGCUCAAAUACAAGAUCGUCGAAAAAUUCGGCAAAUCAAGGCAAUACAAAUCUGACUGCAUUACAAAAUAUGAUGAUGGGAACAUCGGGCGCAAGCUCGAGUGCUCGUGCAAGUAGCAGCAGUGCAAGCGCCAAUCCAUUUGGUAGUAUGCAAGGAGCAUCGGCUAAGGAAAUUUUGGCUCAAUCGCAAGCAUUCUUCAAAGAACAACAGAAACUACUGCAGCAAUUACCACCAAACUCAGUGCAACGCAAGACAUAUGAGGCUAUUUUGGCUGAGAUGAAACAAGCUGCUGAGCAAAAUGCUAAAUACGCUGCUGCUCAAGAAGCCAAAGCGAAUCGUCAAAGUUUAGAACUUGAAUCGAAGCGUCAUUCGGAAGCAUCGCAUGCACAAUCGGCAAGUGAUUUCCGUCGUUCGACACGUCAACAAACUCAAACCGGUUCACAGCAAUCACAGCAGAUGAGCUCACAAAACUCCAGUCACCAACAACAGCAACAACAACAACAACAAGCGAUGAGCCAUCAAGCGGCUUUGAAUGCAAUGAAGAAUUUGACGGGCGAAGAAAAUGUGGCUGUUAUCAACAAACUCACUGGUAAACGUAUCAGCGGCAGCAAAGCACCGCAAUUGAAACGUUUGAGUCAAUGGCUCACUGAAAAUCCCGCCUAUGAAAUCGAUCCAAAAUGGAUUGAAUUGUUGCAAGCAACAGCAAAGGCUAGCGAAACGUUGUCAAUGAGCAUGCCCUCAUCGAAACAACAGCAACAACAGCAACAGCAGCAACAACAACAACAACAGCACAGCGCAUCAUCGGCGAGUGCAUCAAAUCCACAUGGAUCGAACUACUCAAGCCAAUCACAGUCGCAAUCAUCAUCAUCAUCAUCGAAGAAAGGCCGACAAACGGCAUUGGAUGCAGCAACUGCAGCGCAAAUGCAACAAUUGGCCAAUCUCACUGGUUUGAAUCCAAGUGUGCUGUCAAGUUUGUCACUUGGCGGCUUUGACCCGAAAAAUCCACUGCUUUCAAUGCCAUUCGCUGGUUUACCAAAUCUGGCCGGCAUGAGCGGAUUGGGCAAUUUGAACAACAUGAACAUGAAUAUGAUUGCUAAUUUGGCUGGAUUAGGAGGCUUCGCCGGUUUGGAUCCACAAAAUUUGGCUGCAAUGGCAGCUACGAUGGCCGGAACGAAUUUGGGUAAUCUCGGUAAUUUGGGAAAUCUGGGCAGCCUUGCGAGCUUAGGCAAUUUGGGCAAAACAAACACGAACCAACAAUCGACUUCGAGCAAAGAGAGAAAAUCAAGUUCAGUAGCGGCACAACAACAACAGUCGCAACAAUCCAGUUCGUCGUCGAAUCAACAACAAUCGUCUAAGUCAUCAUCGAGUGGACGCUUUUCGUUGGAUCCAAGCAAUCCAUUUAGCAUGUUCCCGAAUACAUUGUACACACCAAUGGGUUUGGGUGGCCUAAAUCCGUUUUCGUCGUCGAGUUCGAAUAUGUAUGUCUACGAUCAAUUAGCACAACAAUACAAUUUAUUGAAUGGAAUCUCAUCGGCUGGAAUCACAUCAAACACCAACACAUCAUCGACAAGCACAAGUUCAUCGCGUCAACAAUCUUCAAGCAAAUCGACAACAUCGCGAAUGAGUUCGAGUGCAUUGCCAACGAGUCAAGUGCAGCAAUCGCCAUCGAGUCGUGGCCGCAGCAGUUCGGCAACAUCAAGCCAAUUGAGCCGUGAAGCAGCUCAGCUACAAAGUUUGCUUGGAAUGCCACAAGAUCCACAGUUCUUGGAAACGUUGUCACGUGCAGCUGGUUUGGAUAUAUCUGCGUUGACUGGACGUCCGUCGUCGAGUAGCACAAGCAAAAGCCAACAGCAGCAACAGCAACAACAACAAGCUAAGCAAGAGCGCCAGGAACGCCAGGAACGCCAAGAGCGACAGGAGCGUCAAGAUCGAGAGCGCCACGAGAGACAAGAACGGCAAGAGCGGCAGGAACGUCAAAAUCGAAAUGAUAAGGCAGAAAAAGAGCGUCUCAAAUUGAUGGAACAAUUGAGCCGAAGUGGAUUACCACCAGAUCUUGCUGCAAUGCAAGCCUAUGCCACCAAAUUGGCCGGUUCUUCAAUGUCAUCGGGCUCGAAAUCAUCAUACAAAGAUCCAUCGCAAUUGUUAUCACCCGAACUUAGCCAAGCAUUGUUUGCUGAAAUGGCCGCUCAAAUGGCAGCCGCCCAAAGCAGCUCAUCAUCCUCGUCAAAACGUCGCGAACAAAGAGAACAACGCGAUCAUCGUGAACAACAGCGUGAGCAAAGAGAAAAACAACGCGAUCACGAGCAAGAAAUGAAAGAAGCGAUAAAUCAAUUGAGCAAAUCGCAAGUGGAAUUGUUUGCACGCAACUUGGGUAUGGGCUCUGGCAUUUCAUUAAUUCCAACGUCGUCGUCGGCGGCAUCAUCGAUGUACAGUAGUAUUUUAGAUGAACCCAAAUCGAAACGCUCUCGCAUCAAUCGGUGA